CCUAUCAUCCCCCCAACUACUCACCCGGUCGGACUUCUCCGUCAGAAUAUCAAAAAUAUAUGUGCAUACUUAUGUGAGGCACCACCUCCUCGACCAUCAGUUGCUUAAAGCGCCUCAAAGCAAACGGUUAAGUGUGCUUGCGAAAGCAAUUGGAAAUGAGAAAAUAAUUCGCACAAUCGAAAGAAUAAAUUAUUUGACGUUUCUAAACAGAGGCAUUAAGUCUUAACUAAUUCUUUAGUUUCUUUUUGUGCUUAAAAAGUGUAAAGUAGCUUAAGAAAAUGUUGCGUUUGUUGAGAAGUAACGCGCUAAUGUCGUCCGGCAAAUCACUUGCUGGUGCUUUGAAUGGAGCGGUAGCCAAAUAUUCCAGUCUGGUGCCAGAUCCACAUAUUGAACCGGAGAUUCUUUAUACAGGGCUUUUCAUUAACAACGAAUGGCACAAGAGCAAAACUGGAAAGACAUUCCCUUCCAUUAAUCCAACUACUGAAAAACAAGUCGCUGAAAUCCAGUGUGCCGGCAAGGAGGACGUUGAUAUCGCUGUGCAGGCCGCACGCAACGCUUUCAAGGUCGGUUCACCAUGGCGCCGCAUGGACGCCUCCGACCGCGGUGUUCAUUUGAAUCGUUUGGCUGAUCUAAUAGAGCGUGAUCGCGUUUAUUUGGCCAGUUUGGAAACGUUGGACAACGGCAAACCCUAUGCAGUCGCCUACAAUGUUGACGUACCUGUCGCUAUCAAGAAUUUACGCUAUUUUGCCGGCUGGGCUGAUAAGAAUCAUGGCAAGACCAUUCCCAUGGAUGGUGAUUUCUUUGCUUACACACGUCAUGAACCUGUUGGCGUGUGCGCCCAAAUCAUUCCAUGGAACUUCCCAAUUCUCAUGUUGGCCUGGAAAUUGGGACCAGCACUAGCUACUGGCAACACCAUUGUACUAAAACCUGCUGAACAGACUAGCUUGACUGCACUCUACAUAGCUGAACUGAUUAAAGAAGCUGGCUUCCCAGAAGGUGUAGUUAAUGUGCUGCCCGGCUUCGGCGACGCUGGCGCCGCGUUGGCCAAUCACUACGAUGUCGAUAAGGUCGCCUUUACCGGUUCCACUGAAGUGGGUAAACUCAUACAGCAAGCCUCUGGAAACACCAAUUUGAAACGCGUCACUUUGGAGUUAGGCGGUAAGAGCCCGAAUAUUGUUUUGGCCGACACCGAUAUGGAUUACGCUGUGGAGUCCGCACACUUUGGGCUCUUCUUCAACAUGGGACAAACUUGUUGCGCUGGUUCGCGUACCUUUGUCGAAGAUAGAAUUUACGAUGAAUUUGUUGAACGCAGCGCUGAGCGUGCCAAGAAGCGUACGCUUGGCAACCCCUUCGAAUUGCAUGUUGAACAGGGCCCACAGGUCGAUCAAGAGCAGCUACAACGCAUUCUCGGCAUGAUUGAGGAAGGCAAGAAGCAAGGCGCCAAGUUAGUAGCAGGCGGCAACCGUCCCAACCAUCUGCCCGGCUAUUUCGUAGAACCCACUGUAUUCGCUGAUGUGCACGAUCACAUGACGAUCGCGAGGGAAGAGAUCUUCGGCCCCGUGCAACAGCUCAUUCGCUUCAAGACUUUGGAUGAGGUGAUUGAGCGUGCCAACAACUCCGACUACGGCUUGGCGGCGGCUGUUUUCACACGCGACAUUGAUAAGGCCAACUAUGUCGUGCAGGGUUUGCGCGCCGGCACAGUCUGGGUGAAUACAUACAAUGCCUUUGGCGCACAAAUGCCUUUCGGUGGUUACAAGAUGUCCGGCCAUGGACGAGAAAAUAGUGAAUAUGCGUUGCAGAACUAUACCGAGGUGAAGAGUGUGAUUGUCAAGAUUCAGCAGAAGAACUCGUAAAGGGCGAAAGCGGCGAGAUGAUUAUGAAUGUCGCACUGAUUGUUACUAAUACCUACUUGUAGUAUGUUUUGUCUUUAAAUGAAAGGCUGAGGAAGGAAAUUGCAGUUUAAUUUAAAAUCGCACAAGUUUUCUACAUUGUCAUGUAUACAUAUGUCUGAAUUACUAGUACCUAUUUCAUAAAAUAUUUUGCUAACAUACUAUUAUACAUAUGUAUGUUCAUAUGUGUGAAAUUAGUACCUACAAAUACAAAUAUACGACAGUUUCGUAUGAGCUGUACAAUGACAUAAAACAAAUAAAACUCUAUACGUAAUAUAAAAAACGAAAUA
This is a messenger RNA of Rhagoletis zephyria (snowberry fruit fly), 2179 nucleotides long. RefSeq names its product aldehyde dehydrogenase, mitochondrial-like. Gene Ontology annotation, molecular function: oxidoreductase activity, acting on the aldehyde or oxo group of donors, NAD or NADP as acceptor. NCBI's taxonomy places the organism in Eukaryota, Metazoa, Arthropoda, Insecta, Diptera, Tephritidae. The record is from RefSeq and is a predicted model, not a curated record.